UUAAUGUUUUCUAAAUAUGGUGGACUAAUAAUUCAACCCCAUUGGUGUUAUCUUCUCAUAACAUUUUUCUCUAUUUUUCCAACUUCUCUUCUGAGAGUUUCUCACAGGAAUCAAGAUGGCUACUUUGACUGUGCCCCCAGUUCCUCCUUCUCCUAGAGAUGAUGCACUGCAACUUUACCGUGCUUUUAAGGGAUUGGGUUGUGAUACCAGUGCUGUUAUCAAUCUUCUUGCUCAUCGUGAUGCUACACAGCGUGCCUACAUCCAACAAGAGUACAAAACAAUGUAUUCUGAGGAACUUUCCAAACGUUUAGCUUCAGAGCUUAGUGGAAAGUUAGAGAGUGCAGUUCUGAUGUGGUUGAAAGACCCUGCAGGACGUGAUGCAUCAAUCAUUAGGAAGUCUCUGGUAGAGAUCCGAAGCCUUGAAGGUGCUACUGAAGUUAUAUGUUCACGAACUCCAUCUCAGCUGCAGUAUUUAAAACAGGUCUACCAUUCAUUGUUUGGUGUUUAUCUUGAGCAUGAUAUUCAAGCAAACACCAGCCCCGGGAGUGAUCAUCAAAAGCUGUUGCUUGCAUAUAUAAGCACACCUCGUCCUGAAGGCCCUGAAGUUAACAGAGAAAUUGCUCAGAAGGAUGCAAAAGUUCUUUACAAAGCAGGGGAGAAGAAACUAGGAACUGAUGAAAAGUCCUUUAUCCACAUAUUCAGUGAACGGAGUGCUGCACAUUUGGCUGCUGUCAGUGCUUAUUACCAUGACAUGUAUGGUCAUUCUCUGAAGAAGGCAAUAAAGAAUGAAACAUCUGGACUGUUUGAACUUGCACUUUUGACAAUUGUCCAAUGUGCCAUUCAUCCUGGAAAGUACUUUGCUAAGGUUUUGCACAAGGCAAUGAAAGGUUUGGGGACUGAUGAUUCCACACUGAUAAGAGUGAUUGUGACAAGGACAGAGGUUGACAUGCAGUAUAUCAAAGCAGAAUAUUCAAAGAAACACAAGAAGACUCUGAAUGAUGCAGUUCACUCAGAAACAUCUGGUCACUACAGAGCUUUUCUUCUCUCACUUUUAGGCCCUAAUAUCUAGCCAACAAGAUGUUCAAUGUGGAAUAAACUCACCCCUCUGAUGGUUUAAGAUUGGUUUGUUGCAGUUUGUGAUCCAUGUAGUGUAACCGAUCUCUUGUAAAAUAAGGUUGUUGUUAUUGUUGUUGUCAUUGUUUUGUACACUUGUACUAAUGCUUUGAGAGUAUUAGUUUCAGCGUAAUGCAUUGAUGAAGAA
This is a messenger RNA of Vigna umbellata (rice bean), 1261 nucleotides long. Its product is annotated as annexin D5-like. NCBI's taxonomy places the organism in Eukaryota, Viridiplantae, Streptophyta, Magnoliopsida, Fabales, Fabaceae. Gene Ontology annotation, cellular component: plasma membrane; cytoplasm. Gene Ontology annotation, biological process: response to water deprivation; response to heat; response to salt stress. Gene Ontology annotation, molecular function: calcium-dependent phospholipid binding; phosphatidylserine binding; calcium ion binding. The record is from RefSeq and is a predicted model, not a curated record.